ACUUUCUUCUGGACAAUGGCACUCACAGAAUGAUUCUCCCCGAGCCUUCUAUCCAUACCAAUGUUACAGAGCAUAUUGUACGCAGCACUGGCAUUCAGGAUUUCAUCAUCAGUUUUCAGUCCAAAAGAACCAUUUAUGCAAGGAGCGUUGGUCCAGGAGAUUUUGACUCCAUUGAAAUGUUGUACUUUAUGAAGAUUAUGUCAUGGACCAAUACUGGUCUGGCUGCUUGGCAGAAGUGGAUGUACAGUGUUUCCAUAUCAUCGGAACAGUAUGGAAUGCAACAACUCUACUCCAAUAUUAGUUCUACAGAAAUAACAGUAACUAAAUUAAAUUUAACUACCAAAUAUGAUAUAAGUAUUCUAUCGUCAUCACCCGCUGGGGUUAGCAAGUGGACAGACCCUGUGGGAGGAACCACUCUAUAUCCAGUUUCGGCCCUGCCUUAUUUCCUAGCUGUGGGCUCUAAAGGACUAUGGCGACAACCUUUGGACAAGUUUGGCACUGGAAAACUUGUCUAUGAGAAACUCAGAUUUGUAUCAGAUGUAGAUUGGUACAAUGGCACCCUCUACUGGAGCAAAGAAACAGGCCAUGUGCAUAUGUGGAAUUUAAGAGACACUUCCAGUAAACAGCAAGCAAUAAAUUGGGAAGGAGUCAAGCUCCGUAUACAGUAUUUCAGGAUUUCUCGAUGGAACUCACUAGAACGCACAAAGCGUUCUCCCACGAUUUGUACCAGCCUAGUUCAUAAGAAAUGCAAAUUUGCUCUGAUUUAUCCUGCCCAGUUGCGGAUUUUCAAUGGUGACACUUUUGUUGACUUUACGUCUCCAAAAGAUGCCCAGGCUUACCAGCAAGAGGAAAAUCAAAAUGCUUCCUAUGAUAUUUCUGAUCUACCUCAAUCCUCUGAAGAUAGAUUAAAAGCAAUUUGGGAAGAUUAUAAAUUUACAAACAAAGAACACGAAGACUCUAAUCCCCCAUUGUUCUGGCAAACAGCCAAAUCAGUUCUGCGAGGGGCUGCGAUAUCCUUUGUCUCAGAUCGUAACAGAAAACUUUCUCUGUCUUAUCUCAAACUUCAAGUUAUCUUAUCUGAAGCCUAUUCUGCUUAUAUGAUACACUCCUCACCUAGAAAUAAACAGUCUUAUGAAGAAGCAAAAAUUCAUUUGGAAGAAGUUUUGCAGUCUAUUAGAUCCCAUCCUCCUAUAGUGGUACAUGCUUUAACACAAUCUGACGGCACUCAGACCUCUUCCAACAGCCAAAUCGCUUCUACCUUCAAAGACUUCUACAAAGAUCUUUACUCAGAUCCCUUUCCUCUUAACCACACUUCUUUUUCCACUAAUUUUCAAAUGGAUUUGUGGUCGAAUCUUGUAUAUCCUCAAGUCCCAGUGGAUUGUAUAAAUUUGCUUAUUUCUCCAAUUACGUCAGAGGAGGUGCCUAGAGUGAUUACAUCACUUAAAACUGCUAAGGCUCCUGGUCCCGAUGGUCUUGGAGGUGACUUUUAUAAAAUUCUCUCGGCCCAGUUCAAUUCGGCUGUGAUCAAGGUGCUCCCCAAACCUGGGAGAGAUCUCUCUAAAUCAGAAUCUUACAGACCUAUCUUCUUGUUAAAUUCAGACUAUAAAAUUCUAACAAAAAUGUUAUUGGAUAGGCUUAAGACCGUAUUAUCAAGUAUCAUCCAUCCAGAGCAAAUGGGAUACGAACAUUCAUUAAUGAAUGUUCGUAAAGUUCUUACUGUGAUUCAACAAAUGCAGUCUUCUACUCAGGAUACCACCUCUGGCGUUACACUUCUUAGGAUUAAUCCAAUAGAUAUAUCAUCUGAUGUAAAAAUUACAGAAUUUACAAACUGGAGUUCAUCAGAAAUUUCUCACCAUACUGUAAUGUUCCACAGCGAUCGCCUAUUUUGGAUAAAUGGGCAGAAUUAUAUCACAGUGCAAGAGGUUAACCAAAGCGUCUGCACACCUUUCUCCCAACCUUCAGAGUUCACAGCUUUUACGCUGGUUCUAAAUUUCCGAAAACCAAUACCAGAUACUCCUGUAGUGAUGCCAGAUAUGAUUCCUAAUUCAUCUUUUGAAAUCAGAGGGAAUUAUUCACAAUUCAACAUUUUUUGGAAAGCCGUUAAAUAUGGAAAAUUAUUCUACUAUGUGGAGUCCACGUUGCUUUGUGAUCUGCUUGGAGCAAGUUAUGACAUCUGUCUUAUACCAGAAAUAUUAAUUGAUCCAUUCUAUACUGUAGAAGGACUGGAACCAUAUACAGAAUUUAAUUUAGCUGUAACUCCCUAUAUGUACUGAGCAAAAGGGCCUACAACAUUGCUAACUCUUCGAGCUCCACAAGGAGUCCCUUCUUCACCUUUGAACCUACGGACAUUUAUUUUGCAUAAUUCUAGCAUGUUUGACAUAAAGAACAUUGGGGUAGAAAUGAGAUGGGAUAACCCAAAGAUGACCAACGGGGCUUUGAGAAAUUUUACAGUUUCCUACAGAGUACAAUACAAUAAAACAGUAAUGAUGUGGAUUACUGUCAACACAACAGCAUGUUCAAAGUCAAUGAAUCUCUAUGGCCUGAGUACUGACCUUUUACUCCAAUUUCAGUCACCAGCUGUGUUGUGGAGGAGCCUCUGUUUAGGCAUAGUGAGAGAAUUAGUGAGGGUUCAUCCUGCUCCAGUUGUUUUCAGUAUUUCCUCAAAGCAAAUAACUUUUCAUGAUGUGGUCAGAAAUGCAGCGUUAUGGAAUUUUACAGAUGAGAACAUAAAGAUGGCUUCCUACAUAGGCCAUGAUGGAAAAGUCUACUACCUACUUAAUGAUAAGAUGAUAUGGAGAGAUAUAAAGAGCCGUUCAAGUAUCCUGGUAUUGGAAGAUAAACGUCUCUCCUGCAGUCAGAGUAUGACAGCAGACUGGAUUGCCAGACAUAUUUAUGUGGCUGUAUGUUCGGAACAAAAUGGGACCCAGCUUCUCUUUACUGACCUGGAACAAAAAGAGAAGAUCCUAAAACCUUUAGAAUGUAAGCUCUCACGAGCAGGGCCCUCUUCCCUCAUGUGCUGUGUGUUUUCUUUUUCAGAAAAAAGAUGUUUGAUUUUGACUGUGAACACCUCUAAACCAAUUAUUCUGAGUACAACAAACACAGGUCUUACCUUGCAACUGCCUCAGGCAAAGAGUGAGCUAACCUGCCCAUUUAUAAUGAGUAGUACUGCAACAUAUACAAUUACAUAUAGAAAGCUCACUAAUGGUGACCACGCAGUUCCAGAAUAUUCAAAAGAUGUCACAAGCACAUUAUUAGUGAAGCUUAUAUUAAUAUUCUCUUUGCGAUGUGACCAACACCAGAAUCCCGACAGCACUCUGGAGACUGGCACCGGAUCACCAACAGAUGAGAUGCCGAAGGGCUCUUCCUUUAUCAUUCUCUUCUAUAACAUUUUCCCAACAUCCAAACUCAGGUUAAGGAAAGCUUUAUUAAAGAAGCCAUCCCUUACAAAUCUUGGGCCUGAUUCAGAUGUGGUUGGAGUUGCUAUCAUUGAUGCUUACAUGGAAGCAUCAGGAGUUCCAGAAGCUGCGGCUAUCACAGAAAUACAGGUUUUAUCAGACUCUUUGGUCAGUAUAACAUGGACAGAGCCAUCCAAGCCAAAUGGUCCUCUAGAUUCUAUUCAAUAUCAAAUCCAAGCCCCCAAGCCCUAUUUCUCCAAGGAGAAAAAUAAAUUUAUGUUGAAUACCUGUAUAUCCCUCUGGUUGAAAUACUGUACAGUACUUCACAUUAUAGUAACCUGUAAUAUUUGUUUGAUGUCCCAGGUCCUUACAUUUCACCCAGAUGAAUACUGGUACACUCAAAACAGUGUGGUUUCCUCCAGAAUGUUUGAAGCACCUUCUGCUCCACAUAAUAUAAUUCCUGGCAAUACCAGUUUGGUAAUUGAAUGGAGAGCUCCGGAGGAAUCCAUAAUGGAAUUCUGGUUUGAAAUAAUACAGUCCUCUGAAACUAGCAUAGUGACCUAUGGUUGUGGUGAACUGAGACCGAAUGGAAAACCGCCUAAACUAUCAUUCUCCGUGCAUGGGAGAAAGCCGGAUCUACCAGCUGCAGAACGCAUGUCCGAUUCGGAGGAUGCUUCAUCGCCAAGAGCUCACCUCACCACCCAAGAUAUCGUCUCUAUUGUGACCAAAACUAUUCAAACCGAAAUGAGGUCAGCGCUUGCAGAAUUUAGAAAGGAUCUGACCAACCUGGGCACCCGUACGGAUUCGUUGGAACGUAAGAUGGAUGAGGUGUGCCAGUACCAGGCCGUGCUUGAACAGGAGUUAAUUGACCUCCGCACUGAUGUCGACGUGCAUGAGGACCACCUGGAGGAUUUGGACAACCGGAACAGGAGAAAUAAUAUCAGGAUCCGUAACAUCCCUGAGAGCGUUACCCUGGAAGCCCUUCCAGGUUUUUUGGAAGGCCUGUUUCUGAAUUUACUCCCCGGUACUCCGAAAGACCUGUUCCUUCUAGAUAGAGAAUCUGUAUACUUCUGCAUGCUUACGGGAGAUGUGCCAAUCUAUCAUUUACGAGCCAUGGAUAUGUAUAUGUCUGGAAUUCCCAGUCAUUCUGAUCCAGCAAACUUUAUCACAUCAGAUGGAAUACCAAAUAAUCCAGGAAUUCCACAGAGUGUGCCGGGAGAUGAAAAUACCAUCCAGUGGAAAAGUUUUGAAGAUAACGGCAGUAACCUCCUUUAUAAUAUAUUACAGUAUAGGCAGGUGGAUGCUGAUGGAAGACAGCUAGUGUCAUGGCGAAUGGCAUAUAAUGGCUCAUGUUGUGACAUUUGUAUAUGAAAGUCUAAGGUCUCGGAAGGAACAUUCCAGUUCAGAGCAGCUGCUGCAAAUGUAAUAGGUCUUGGGGAUUUCAGUAACAUUAGUGAAAAGAUUCUGGUGCAUAAAGAGCCUGAAAGUAAACCUGCUUCUGAAAUCCCCAAGGAGAGUCCAAUUGUGUCUCAGUUUAACUAUCCUAACAUUCUGAAGCUACUUGGAGUUUGCCUUUUUAAUGAGCCUCAGUAUAUUAUCCUGGAAUUAAUGGAUGGCGGGGAUCUGCUGUCAUAUUUGCGAUUCAGAGACUUGGCUGCCUGGAAUUGCUUAGUAUCGGAGAAAGAGCACAGCCAUCAAGAGAGGACAGUGAAAAUUGGUGAUUUUGGUCUAGCUAGAGACAUGUAUAAAAGCGAUUACUACAGAAAGGAAGGCGAGGGACUCCUCCCUGUAUGAUGGAUGGCGCCAGAAAGAAUUGAUGGCAUAUUCAUUACUCGCUCUGAUGUUUGGUCAUUUGGUAUUCUCUUAUGGGAAGUCUUUACUUUGGGACAACAACCUUACCAAGGAUACUCUAACAUAGAGGUUUUGCAUUAUGUGCGCUCAGGGCAGAGAAUGGACGACUCCCCAGAAAACUGCCCUGAUGCUAUAUAA
Pseudophryne corroboree (corroboree frog) is the source of this 5384-nucleotide messenger RNA. It is a transcript of the gene ROS1, whose product is annotated as ROS proto-oncogene 1, receptor tyrosine kinase. NCBI's taxonomy places the organism in Eukaryota, Metazoa, Chordata, Amphibia, Anura, Myobatrachidae. The record is from RefSeq and is a predicted model, not a curated record. Gene Ontology annotation, cellular component: plasma membrane; signaling receptor complex. Gene Ontology annotation, molecular function: protein binding; ATP binding; transmembrane receptor protein tyrosine kinase activity. Gene Ontology annotation, biological process: positive regulation of kinase activity; protein phosphorylation; multicellular organism development.